CAACAAUACAGACACUUCUGUGUUCUAUGCUUUUAGAUGAUGCCUUCAGUGAUGCCUACACUGAGCAGAUACACAGGAAAUAUUGGCUGACGUGGGAAAGGCUCCAGCCGCUGCCACACCUCCAUCACCUUAAGCAAGGUUGUGGUUUUGGACACGUAACCCGACACAUUCAGACAUAAAAGCCUCGAUCGGACCCCGCCAAGUCUAGACUGUCAGUCAAGAUGAGGGGGCUGCUCGCACUUACCGUGCUGUUCGUGGCCGUUAUCGGCAAGGAGACUUUUGAGGGGCAUCAGGUUCUUCGUAUGUAUGCACAGAAUGAAGACCAGCUGGCUCUUAUCAACAACCUGGAGGACAUCCACGAGUUUGAGGUGGAUUUCUGGAGGGGAGUGACAGAUGUUAGAACCCCUGUGGAUGUUAGAGUUCCCUCCCACACCCUGCAGUCCGUCAAAAUUCACCUGGAGAGUAACGCCAUCGAUUACUCCAUCAUGAUCGGAGACCUUCAGGCGAUGCUGGAUGAGGAGCAGACGGAGAUGGUCUCUGCUGCUCGUGUUCGUGAGCCCAAAAACGCUGACAGCUACGACUAUGCCAGGUACCACCCCAUCAACGAGAUCUACAGUUUCCAGGACAUGCUGGUGGCUGAGAAUCCCAAAUUGGUCAGCAAGAUUGUGAUCGGCAAGAGCUACGAGGGUCGUCCCCUGAAUGUGCUCAAGUUCAGCACCGGAGGAACCAACCGUCCCGCCAUCUGGAUCGACACUGGAAUCCACGCCAGAGAGUGGGUCACUCAGGCCAGCGGCACCUGGUUCGCCAAAAAGAUUGUUGAUGAUUACGGACGUGACACCGCUCUCACCGCCAUCCUCAACAAGAUGGACAUCUUCCUGGAAAUCGUGACCAACCCCGAUGGCUACUACUUCACCCACACCAGCAACCGUAUGUGGCGUAAGACCAGGAAGCCCAACCCCGGCUCCAGCUGCAUUGGAGUCGAUCCCAACAGGAACUGGGAUGCUGGUUUCGGAGAAGCUGGUGCCAGCGAUAAACCCUGCGCAGAGACCUACCGUGGACCCAAAGCUAACUCUGAGUCUGAGGUCAAGUCCAUUGUGGACUUUGUGAAGUCCCACGGUAACAUCAAGGCCUUCGUCUCAAUCCACGCCUACUCCCAGAUGCUCCUGUACCCCUACGGCUACAUGAAGACUCCAUGCAAGGACGACACCGAGCUGCACUCACUGGCUAAGAAGGCUAUCACCGACCUGGCCUCCCUGUACGGUACUAGCUACAGAUACGGCAGCAUCAUCAAGACCAUCUACCAAGCUAGCGGUGGCACCAUCGACUGGACCUACAACCAGGGCAUCAAGUACUCCUACACCUUCGAGCUGAGGGACACCGGUCGCUACGGUUUCAUCCUGCCAGCCAAUCAGAUCAUCCCUACCGCCACUGAGACCUGGCUGGCUCUGAUGACCAUCAUGGACCACACCUACAAGAACCCCUACUAAAGUGUGUGUGUGUGUGAUUCUGUGUGUGUACAAGUGGAACUCCCCAAGUUCCCGAGAAUAAAGUUGGCAAAUGUCACCUUUAAAAUGUCAUCUUGAAGACUAAUAUCACCAUCAUCAUGAGUCUUUAGACAAAUUAAAGUCACAAACAAACGAAUAAAUGAGCACACUUAAAAACUGCAGUUUCUAUUUCUUUUUUAUUUAAAGCUAAUGGGUUGAAUACAUGUUUACGCACAUAUUUGUCUGCAUUAUGUAAUUGUUAAGACUAUCAUGAUCCAAAUAUAUAUUUCUUUCUCA
This is a messenger RNA of Trematomus bernacchii (emerald rockcod), 1781 nucleotides long. Its product is annotated as carboxypeptidase A1-like. Lineage: Eukaryota; Metazoa; Chordata; Actinopteri; Perciformes; Nototheniidae. The transcript has 12 exons. Gene Ontology annotation, molecular function: metallocarboxypeptidase activity; zinc ion binding. Bases 222 to 1487 code for a protein of 421 amino acids. The record is from RefSeq and is a predicted model, not a curated record. Gene Ontology annotation, biological process: proteolysis.